AGGCCCGCCCAUUCUCGCACUUCUUUUCUUUGCUAACGCGUGUGGUGUUGUACAAUGCCUGAGCCGGCAAAAUCCGCUCCCGCGCCCAAGAAGGGCUCGAAAAAGGCUGUCACCAAAGCCCAGAAGAAGGAUGGCAAGAAGCGCAAGCGCAGCCGCAAGGAGAGUUACUCCAUCUACGUGUACAAGGUGCUCAAGCAGGUGCACCCCGACACUGGCAUCUCGUCCAAGGCCAUGGGCAUCAUGAACUCGUUCGUCAAUGACAUCUUUGAGCGCAUCGCCGGCGAGGCCUCCCGCCUGGCGCAUUACAACAAGCGCUCGACCAUCACGUCUCGGGAGAUCCAGACGGCUGUGCGCCUGCUGCUGCCCGGCGAGCUGGCCAAGCACGCCGUGUCCGAGGGCACCAAGGCCGUCACCAAGUACACCAGCUCCAAGUGAGUCCCUGCCGGGACACGGCGCUCGCACGGGUCGCCGGCCGCUUGACUCCAAAGGCUCUUUUCAGAGCCACCCA
This is a messenger RNA of Neofelis nebulosa (Clouded leopard), 508 nucleotides long. Its product is annotated as histone H2B type 2-E. The coding region runs from base 55 to 435 and encodes 126 amino acids. The record is from RefSeq and is a predicted model, not a curated record. The transcript has a single exon. Gene Ontology annotation, cellular component: nucleosome. NCBI's taxonomy places the organism in Eukaryota, Metazoa, Chordata, Mammalia, Carnivora, Felidae. Gene Ontology annotation, molecular function: structural constituent of chromatin; protein heterodimerization activity; DNA binding.